Molecule: messenger RNA, 252 nt
Organism: Penicillium lagena
Lineage: Eukaryota; Fungi; Ascomycota; Eurotiomycetes; Eurotiales; Aspergillaceae
Exons: 2
Coding region: 1-252 (83 amino acids)
Source: RefSeq, a predicted model, not a curated record
AUGCUGUCGUGGACACCGUUUGCAAGCCAAUACGAGCGACUUUUAAUUUUUCCUUCGUGUUGGGCUGCACGUUCAGGGUGCACUACGACAUGCACGGUUCAGGAAGAAGAUCAGCCAUGUUCGAUCGGAAUCUGGAGUAGCAUCACGAUCGUCCCCCCCACUGUGGGAAAGCUGUUAAGGUCUAGACCCGGCCGGCAGCCUGACAUGGCAGCGGCUGUCUUCAACACCACCGCCUCGAGCUGCCCACCGUAA